Exophiala viscosa is the source of this 1509-nucleotide messenger RNA. Its product is annotated as amino acid/polyamine transporter I. Bases 1 to 1509 code for a protein of 502 amino acids. Lineage: Eukaryota; Fungi; Ascomycota; Eurotiomycetes; Chaetothyriales; Herpotrichiellaceae. Gene Ontology annotation, molecular function: transmembrane transporter activity. The transcript has 6 exons. Gene Ontology annotation, biological process: transmembrane transport. Gene Ontology annotation, cellular component: membrane. The record is from RefSeq and is a predicted model, not a curated record.
AUGGGGGAUGAGCUUCAACUUCGAGCACAAGGUCACGUAGGAGAAUUACCGCGUCAGUUCGGAGCAUUUGCGACACUUUCUCUGGCCUUCAGCAUCACCAACUCGUGGGUUGGCUACUCUGCAGUAUUUGCCACCCCAUUAUUUGCAGGUGGAGGUCCGACAGUAUUCUUCGGCCUGCUUGUCGCUACGAUAGCGUGCAGUUUCACUACAGCUGGCCUUGCCGAGUUGGCGUCAGCUUUCCCUUCCAGCGGCGGUCAAUAUCACUUCGCUUUCAUGGUCUCGUCUCCCUCGAACCGGGCCGCUAUAGCAUUCACGGUCGGCUGGCUGAGCGUCAUCGCUUGGGCCUUGACCACAGCCUCUGCAGCAAUCUUUUGUGCACAGGUCAUCGCAAACAUGGCGUCAUUUCUACACCCCGAUUAUGUCUGGACCCAGUGGCAAGUCUAUUUGAUCUACGUGCUACUAUGCAUCAUCGCUGUUGCCAUCGUCAUCGGGCUGCCUCGACAAAUCCCCCAUUUUGAGAUGGUGUCCUUUACGCUGUCCAUCGUUGGAUUUCUGGUAUUCUUUAUCGCGGUCCUGGCCGCCAGUAAGGGAAAACAACGUGCUUCUACUGUCUUCACCGAUUGGUAUAACCAAACCGGAUGGAGCGACGGAACAGCAUUCCUCCUUGGAGUGGGUACCUGCAUGUACACCUACCUGGGAGUAGACUCGAGCGCGCACGUUGCGGAGGAGAUGCCGAAUCCGGGCAAAGGCGUGCCGCAAGCCAUGGUAUUAACGAUGUUAAUUGGCUUCCUCACCGCCUUCAUGUGGACUUUGGCUUUCAUGUUCUCCUCCACCGACCUGGACGCGGUCUCGGUAUCGUACCUGCCGAUUCUGACCGUCUACGAUCAGGCACUCCGCUCAGAAGCCGGCGCAGCCUUUUUCGCUGCUUGGCUCUUGUUCAUCUACUAUGGGGCAACCAUCAGCUGUUUUGUCACUGCUGGUCGACAGACCUGGGCAUUUGCAAGAGACAAUGGACUUCCGUACAGCAACGUGUUUGCCAAAACCCAUCCAACAUUGCAAGUUCCAGCAAAUGCCACCAUCGCCACCCUCGUUUUCUGCCUCCUAUAUGGAUUGAUUUAUAUUGGAUCGACUACCGCGUUCAACAGCUUCAUAUCCCUAUCAAUCCUUGGACUCAACCUCACUUAUAUCAUACCACAAGCAGUGGUGGUCAUUCGAGGUCGAGAUAAAGUCCUGCCGAAACGACCCUUGAACCUUGGACCGGUCUUUGGCACAUUCUGUAACGUUUUCUCGGUUGUGUGGAUGCUGUUGUUUAGCGUCCUGUUCUGCUUUCCUGUCUUUCUACCGGCCACGACUCAGAAUAUGAAUUACCUCAGCGUCGUUGUUGUUGGACUCGGUAUAUUUGUCUUUGCUCUCUGGUGGGGCGGGAAAAGAAAAACCUUCACAGGACCUCAUAUCGACCUUGCUGGCCUCGAGCGAAAGGAGGCUCAGCAAAGCCCACCUAGUAUGUAG